Molecule: messenger RNA, 1764 nt
Organism: Phyllotreta striolata
Lineage: Eukaryota; Metazoa; Arthropoda; Insecta; Coleoptera; Chrysomelidae
Source: the annotation of a GenBank genome assembly
AAAUGUAAACCAAUCGUUAGCGAGUGAAUACUUGCGUUUACAGCGUUCGGUGACGGAAGUGAUUGUAAUGAUAAUGAAGCCUUAGUAAUAUUUAGUGUUUUUAAUAAUACGAAAGAUUGUUGGCCGAUAAGAAACAUAAAACGCAGGUAUUUAAGGUAUAAUUCGUCUAAAUAUGCUCUAAGAACACAAGCAUGGAUGACAGUAAACAAAGCCCCGCAAAAAUCGUUACUGCUAACAAUUUUUCCGGUGACCACGAUGAGCCUUAUCCAAGUCUAUCCGAUUACCACGAUUACGAGCCCAAUCUCGAAUUCGACGACUCCGAAUUGCAACAGUCUCCCAACGCCUUAGCGCAUACAGUAGGGAUGCUCCAGGUCGAAUCGAACAACAUGAAUUCCCCGAUAUCCGAUUUUACGGACGACAAUUUCGAAGAGGAAUUGGCCGAAGCUUGCGAAGAAAAUCUGGAUAGCUUGAUGUAUUGUUCGACGUCCUAUCCGGAGGUGGGAGAUGCGCCUCCGGAUAAGUUCCAGGAGAUAUCCAGACACGGUAUCGUCGAUGUGAAAGGCGACGAUUCGGACGGAAGGAAGAUCAUCGUCGUGUACGCUUGUAAAUUACCUCAAAUUAAAGAAAUAGAUCAUACGUUAUUAUUAAAUUACCUAAAAUAUACGUUAGAAAGUUACGUGAAACAGGACUACAGUCUAAUAUAUUUCCAUUACGGUUUAACCAGUAAGAAUAAACCAUCGUUAGGUUGGUUAGUGCAAGCUUACAAAGCUUUCGAUAGAAACUACAAGAAGAAUUUAAAAGCGCUUUAUCUAGUCCAUCCGACGAGCUUCUUGAAGAUCAUCUCGCAACUGUUCAAACCUCUCAUCAGUGCCAAGUUCGGGAAGAAAUUGAACUACAUUCACAGGCUCAAGGAGUUGAAUCAGUUCGUUCCCGUGGAGAAGUUGGACGUACCGAGCGAAAUCGUCGAGUACGAUAAGAAAUUGGGCGGUGAAUUGCCGUUUCACGCGAACCCGGAGGUCCAGUUCGAACCGAUAUCACCGACGCAACAAUUCGGCGUCCCGCUCCAAUACAUUAGAGACCAGUAUAAUGUAAUUAUCCCGCCUGUAGUAAAACAGUGCGUAGAGUACCUGGACCAACCCGAUUCAUUGGAGAUCGAAGGGAUAUUCAGAAGGUCCGCGAACGCUACUAGAGUUCGAAUAUUGAAGGAUAUCGCGAAUAGCGGGCAGAAAUUGACGUUCGAAGAUCCCCACGAGGCGGCGGUGCUGUUGAAGAAGUUUCUGAGGGAGUUGAAAGAGCCUCUGUUGACGUUCGAUUUGUACGAUGAGAUCGUGCAAUUUCAAAGUUGGAACAGCAACGAAAGACUAAGGUUGGUGUCGAUUCUCGUCAUGGAGAAGCUUCCGGAAGAUAACUAUAAAGUUUUGAAAUACAUCGUUAGGUUCCUGUCGAGGGUAAUGGAGAGGUCCGAUUUGAAUAAAAUGAAUGCACAAAAUUUAGCAGUAGUAUUCGGUCCGAAUUUGGUUUGGUCGGAAGUCGUAUCUAUGUCUUUAGCCGCUAUAGGACCCAUUAAUACGUUCACGCAAUUCCUGCUAGUGCAUCAGAACGAAAUAUUCAUGAUUUAGAUUCUGCAGAUAUACUGUGAUUUUGUUGCAUUUCUUUCUUAUACAUAUUUAUGAACAAAUUUUAAUAUACAAUUUAUAUAUCCCCUUAUUAACGGAACCUAUUUAUUAUUUUUGAUAGUAUCGAUAUUGUGAUUAAAACGCUCCA